Homarus americanus (American lobster) is the source of this 664-nucleotide messenger RNA. RefSeq lists its product as uncharacterized. Lineage: Eukaryota; Metazoa; Arthropoda; Malacostraca; Decapoda; Nephropidae. The transcript is spliced from 6 exons. Bases 39 to 596 code for a protein of 185 amino acids. The record is from RefSeq and is a predicted model, not a curated record.
CUUGUCUGAUACAGGUGUUGUCAGCUUCACACAACAAGAUGUCGGUGUUUGCAGUUAUUCUUCUGUUCUUGGGAGUUGUUUCGGUGAGUUGUCAGGUGGCCACUCCCACCUACAACACUCGGGUGACCUCUCCCACCUACGACACCCAUGACCCCUACUUCACAGUGAUCACUAAAUAUGUAACCGAGACGGUGACUGUAACCCACACGCUGAGGGAGACUUCCACUUCUGACGUGUGGAUCACUGACCAGACCACCGUAGUGCUCCCUGUCACCCAGUAUACCACCGACUGGGACUUUGUGUCCUCCGAACCCUACACCCGGACCUCUGUAGUGAGGGUCACCUCCACCCCGGUGAUCGUAACGACCGUAACAUCCUUCACCAACCCAGUAAGAACUGUAACGUCCAUCUUCACUUCCUUCUUCACCUCAACCACCAUCCUUGAGUUCUGGCAGAGCAUCACUCACGUCUCCCUCGCUCACCAGAUCUUCACAAAGCCAGUGUUCUCCACGCAGGAGUUGGUGCAAGAGAUAGUUACGACAGUGACGCAAAUCGUGACCUCUACCGUCACCUCCUCUACAGGAUACUUAGGAUAAUAACGCCACUAAAUGUUGUUUAACCGGUGUUGGCUAAUUGUAAAACUGGGAUAGGAAUAUUAAAUAAA